AUGCCAGGGUGGUGGCGUCUCUACCUGGCUCAGUGGGCAGCCCUCGCCCUUCAGGCUGUGGGGCAGAGCCUCCCCGGAGGAGACGAAGACGACGGGGAGCUGAACUAUUAUGGGGAGAACGUCAUUGAUCUGUUGGAGGCGCUCAACAUCACCCGCUCGGUUGAGGGGGUCACCAAAGCCAAGGGCCCCGAUCGGGGAGUGCCUGCCUGGAAAUUCCGUCAGCGAGUGCCCCACCUGACCCUCCCCUGGGACUACUCCGUCUACCUGCUGUCCACGGUGCAGACCGCCCUGGGCUUCCAUUUUGUGGCCCGCCAGAGCCGUGGCUCGGAAGGGACCCUCAUCUCCUUGGUCUCUCCGGCCGCCACCAAGCGGGACGGGCACCCCCUGCUGCAGCUGGUCUCCAGCUCCCGGGCCGACCAGCUGCGCCUGGACUACCGCGCCGUCCACAACAUGGAGCCCGCUUCCUUGGUGUUUCCGGGCGGCACCCCCUUUGCCCACGGCCACUGGGUCCGGCUGGCCCUUAACCUGGAGCCCCACCGAAUCUCGCUCUUCGUGGACUGCCGGGAGCCGAUCGUCUUCGAGAAGGGCAGCGGGGAAGAGGUCCUGAGCCUCAUCCUGCCCCUCGACCUCCACAUCACCUUUGCCAGCACCUCUGGAGAGAAGGCCAGCAAGUUCUUGGGCUACUGGCAGACGGCAGAGAUCUCACCCAGUGGGUUCCCACACCGCCCCUGGCACUGCGAGAAUCUGCCAGAGCUGGCCUCCUGCCUCUGCCCGGCCUCUCGGUGGAGGCUAAUGAGCUCCCGUGGUCUGGCUGGCCUCCCCUCGCCCUCUGAGCUCCUGGCAGGACACUGGUCUCAUGGCUCUCUAGAGGUCACCGUUGACUGGGCAAAUCACGCUCUGCUCCCCAUGCCCUGCCAAAAGGGUCAAAGCCUCCAGACCUGGGCAGAUGCCCCCUGCCGCGGACAGCUGCUGGGUCAGGCGGUGCUGGAGGUGGGUGGAGGGCUGGCCCCCGGGAGGGAAUUCUUGCCGGAGGUGGAGGGGAUGGACCCCAGCAGGUGGUGCCUGCAGCAGCCGAGACUGAGUCUCGCCUUGGCCAGCUCCACACCACUGGCCUGCCUCGGUCUGAGGCGCUGA
Heteronotia binoei (common prickly gecko) is the source of this 1134-nucleotide messenger RNA. RefSeq names its product kielin/chordin-like protein. The transcript has 4 exons. Bases 1 to 1134 code for a protein of 377 amino acids. The record is from RefSeq and is a predicted model, not a curated record. NCBI's taxonomy places the organism in Eukaryota, Metazoa, Chordata, Lepidosauria, Squamata, Gekkonidae.